Heterostelium album PN500 is the source of this 753-nucleotide messenger RNA. RefSeq names its product proteasome subunit alpha (gene psmA4). NCBI's taxonomy places the organism in Eukaryota, Evosea, Eumycetozoa, Acytosteliales, Acytosteliaceae. Gene Ontology annotation, biological process: ubiquitin-dependent protein catabolic process. The record is from RefSeq and is a predicted model, not a curated record. The transcript has 3 exons. Gene Ontology annotation, cellular component: nucleus; proteasome core complex; proteasome core complex, alpha-subunit complex. The coding region runs from base 1 to 753 and encodes 250 amino acids.
AUGGCAAGAAGAUACGAUCAAAGAACAACUAUUUUCUCACCAGAGGGUAGAAUCUAUCAAGUAGAGUAUGCAAUGACAGCGAUCAGACAUGCAGGUGCCACAGUCGGUAUCUUGGCACAAGACGGUAUAGUAUUGGCAGCAGAGAAGAAGACUGUCGCUAAACUAUUGGACUCAUCGCUUUCACAGUCGGAAAAGAUGUUCAAGAUUGACGACCAUGUCGUAUGUGCAGUGGCUGGUAUCACUUCGGACGCCAACAUUCUCAUCAACUAUGCAAGACUAAGUUCACAGCGUUACUACUACAACUAUCAGGAGCCAAUGCCUGUAGAGCAACUGGUAUCACAGAUCUGCGACACCAAACAAGGUUACACACAGUACGGUGGUCUUCGUCCAUUCGGAGUAUCUUUCCUCUACGCCGGUUGGGACAUCCAUCACGGUUUCCAACUCUACCAAUCCGAUCCAUCCGGUAAUUUCGCUGGUUGGAAAGCUACUUCCAUCGGUGGUGAGAACAGUCAAGUUGCGCAAUCAGUGUUGAGAUCAAACUAUAAACCAGAUCUCUCAUUGAAGGAAGCUUUAGAGUUGGCUUUGAAGGUUUUGACAAAGACUAUGGAUAGAUCGAAUAUCAACUCUGACAAGUUGGAGUUUUCAUAUAUCACUAGAAAGGACGACAAGUUGGUGUACCAUAUUUUCGAUGCUAAAGAAUUGGAUCAAUUCAUUAAAGAGACCGAUCUCGAACCAGAGACUGAUGAUUCAUAA